AUCCCUCCUACACAUUCUUCUCACUAAAUACAAUUAUAAGCUAUAUUCUCAGAUAAAGACUUGAAAAUGGUGGUUUCCAGCAAUGGGCAUUUUGAUUGGGCUAAAGAAUUGAAAGAAUUUGAUGAGACAAAAGCUGGUGUAAAGGGUCUGGUGGACGCCGGGGUCACGAAGCUCCCAAGACUCUUCGAGCACCCGCCGGAGACUUUGCAGAGCCGCCCAAAGCUCGACGCUGUGCACCUGGAUCUGCCCACGAUUGACUUACAGGACCUCGGCGCACGGCGGAGUGAAGUGGUGGAGCAAACGCGUAAGGCUGCCCAAGAAUGGGGGUUUUUCAGGAUAGUGAACCAUGGGAUUCCGCUGGAGACAAUGGACGCCAUGUUGGCUGCCGUGAAGCGGUUCCACGAGCAGCCAACGGAAGAGAAGAUGCCUUGGUAUUCAUCUGAUGUCAGGAAACAAGUGAAGCUCAACAGCAACUUACCUUCACGUGAAAAUGAUCCGGCCAGUUGGAGGGAUAUCUUGAGUUGCGUUUUCAACGAUGAUCAGCUCCACCCCGAAGAUUUACCUUUAGCAUGCAGGAAGGAGGUGCAGCAAUAUGUGAAAUACAUGAUUGAACUUCGGGAAAUCAUGGCCGAAUUGCUAUCAGAGGCUCUGGGGCUUCCCAGCGAUUACCUGUCGAACAUAGAGUGCAUGAAAAGUGAGGCACUGGCAUGUUUGUAUUACCCGAAAUGCCCUGAGCCUGACAAAACCUUAGGCACACCAAAACAUUCAGACACAACUUUUCUCACCUUACUCAUGCAAGACAGCACCGGCGGCCUCCAAAUUCUACACGAUGAUCACUGGAUCGACGUCCCUCCCGUCCAUGGAGCUCUUAUUGCCAAUAUUGGUGAUCUCAUGCAGAUUAUUAGCAAUGACAAGUUCAUAAGCGUGGAGCACAGAGUGCUGGCUCAGCCUGUCGGGCCUAGGAUUUCAGUUGCAUGCUUCUUCACUCCAAGUAUGAAGGCUGCAGCGAAGCCAUUUGCUCCCAUAAAAGAGCUUCUGUCUGAUGAAAAUCCAGCCGUAUACAGGGAAUUCAUGUUCAGGGAAUAUACCCAACAUUACAAGACAAGAUUCGAUAAGGCUGAGACGGCAUUGCUUCAUUACAAGAUUCGAUGAACUGUUCUUGAAAUUCAAAUACCAUGAAGCACGACGAUUAGCAUGUUUAUUUUGGUGUGAUUGAUGUAUUUGAUAAGUAACUAUUAAGGACUAGUACUAGAUUAAAUACUACUAUGGGUCGUCAUUGUAAUAAAACACUUGGCCGUUCUUCCAAAUUACUCUCUGUACCGACUACCAACGGGGUGAUGUCUUUUUGUUCCAGUUAGAUGCGGGAUAAAUGAUCAAUAAUUGAGUUUGUGUUAUA
Sesamum indicum (sesame) is the source of this 1396-nucleotide messenger RNA. RefSeq names its product 1-aminocyclopropane-1-carboxylate oxidase homolog 1. The record is from RefSeq and is a predicted model, not a curated record. NCBI's taxonomy places the organism in Eukaryota, Viridiplantae, Streptophyta, Magnoliopsida, Lamiales, Pedaliaceae.